Molecule: messenger RNA, 4393 nt
Organism: Pollicipes pollicipes
Lineage: Eukaryota; Metazoa; Arthropoda; Thecostraca; Pollicipedomorpha; Pollicipedidae
Product: nephrin
Exons: 16
Coding region: 1-2178 (725 amino acids)
Source: RefSeq, a predicted model, not a curated record
AUGUCGGACCGCACCCUCAGCGUGCGCGCCACGUUCGUGGGCGACGCCAGCCGGCCGGCGCUGCGUCUGGCCACGGUGCGGCCCGAGGACGCCGCCCUGUACCGCUGCCGGGUCGACUUCCAGCUCAGUCCGACCCGCAACCAGCGGGUUCGGCUGACAGUCAUCAUUCCGCCCAGCCCGCCAGUGGUGACCUUCCGCGGUCGGCCCGUGUCCGGCAAGAUCGGCCCCCUGGCGGAGGGCGAGCCUCUCGAAGUCACUUGCCUCUCGCACGGUGGCUACCCGGCCCCGCGGGUCACGUGGUCCCGUGACGACCGCCUAUUGGACGACUCGGACGGACCGGACGGGUCAGGGCGGGUCAUCAACGUGCUGCGGCUGCCUCCUCUGGGUCGCGAGGACCUGCACACCCGGCUGGUCUGCUCGGCUACCAACAACAACAUCAGUCGACCGGUCACCACCCAGGUCGUCCUCGACAUGUACUUCCGGCCGCUGGAUGUGGAGAUUCUUGGCUCGUCCAGGGCGUCUAUGCAGUCGGGCAUGCUGUACGCGCUCGUGUGCCGCACGUACGGCUCCAGACCGCCGGCCAACAUCUCCUGGUGGGUUCAAGACCGGCGCGUUCUGGGAGCCCAGCUCACGGAGUCCGGACUGGGCAACAUCACCAGCAGCACGCUGCCCUUCAAGCCGCGCCCCACCGACAACGGCCUGGUCUCGGGCGGCACGAUCGAGGAUAAGAGGCUGCUCAACGUCAGGUUCCCGCCCAUCAUCAGUUUGCGGCUCGGUAAUGCACUGGACGCCGAGAACAUCCGGGAGGGUGCCGACGUCUACUUCGAGUGCAACGUCCGGGCCAACCCGGCCGUCUACAGCACCGUCUGGUCACAUAACGAGAGGCCGGUGCGGCCGAGCCCGCGCGCCGGCGUCAGCGACAUGGUCAGCAUCAACGAGCGCAGCCUGGUGAUCCGCAACCUGAGCCGCCGCUCGGCCGGCGCGUACCGGUGCCGGGCGGCCAACCCGGAGGGCGAGGCUGUUAGCCGGCUCGUCCACCUCAGCGUCAAGUACGCGCCCGUGUGUGUGUCGGGCCAGAAGAGCCGGUACGGCAGGGCCCGGAACGAGGCGGCGCGCGUCACAUGUCAGGUGGAGGCCAGUCCGGCGGACGUCAUCUUUAGGUGGCAGUUCAACAGCUCGGCAGAGACGCUCGACCUGCCAUUCUCACAGAUUGUCUCACGGGGCCUGGAAAGCCGCUCCUCCUACACGCCCAAGACGGAGCUGGACUACGGCACGCUGCUCUGUACGGCGGAGAACGACAUCGGUCCCAUGGUCAAGCCCUGCGUCUUCAACAUUGUUCCUGCUGGUCCUCCGGAGCCGUUGCGGAACUGCACCGUCAUCAACCAGACGUCCGACUCGCUGGAGGUGAAGUGUGCGGCCGGCUUCGACGGCGGUCUGCCGCAGUACUUCGUGGCCGAGCUGUUUGACGUGGCUGGCCGGCGGCUGGUACGCAACCUCACCCGGCCCUUCCCCCACUUCGCGCUGUACGCGGCCAACAGCCGCGGACGCAGCCGAGCCAUCACGCUGGACGGCUUCACGCUGAAGGCGGCCGAGAAGCGCAUCAGCAGCAGCAGCGGCGGCGGCGGCGGCGGCACGGACCAGCCUGCAGAACCGGCGGAGGAGCAGCGGUUCACUGUGACGCCGAUCCUGGGCGUCCUGAUCGGCAUCGUGGCCUCCCUCAUCAUUGUCGCCAUCGGCGUGGUGGCGUGCAUCAAAGGCAGCAGUCGAAGCCGAAGAAAACCGACGGUCCAGACGCAUCUUUUAAACUCAUCCGUGAAAGUCAAGCAGAGAUCGGCGGCUGUUGACACAGAGGUCGGAGCUAAGCUCUACGACACGGACCGGAAUCCGGACGUCGUACCGAACAUGUCCGCAUCCAGUUACGAGCCAGUGCCGACGCCACAUCUGCUGAAUCACCUGAACGUGAAUUCAACGAGGAGACAUUCUCUUACGUCAGGCCUCCUUCCCGGCAGCCCCCACAAGGGCAAUGUCAUCCAGGAAAGCAUCAACGAUGGGGACCUGACCCUGACGAGGCCGGGCCGGGACGGCAGGGGUGCAGUCCUCACGUUCGGCACCUUCAACCCGCGACGGCACACCAUGGUGCGGACGCUCCCUAGAAAAGACCGAGAGAGUGUGGUGUAGGAUGGAGUGCGGUGCAGGGCAGUCGGCCUUACCAUUGAUGACCGAGAGGGUGUGGUGUAGGACGGAGUGCGGUGCAGGGCAGUCGGCCUUACCCCUGAUGACCGAGAGAGUGCAGAUAAGGCACUGAGCCUGGCCGGUGGUGACCGGGAGUUCGGUGAGGCAUGACCAUCCUCGUCGGUGGUGACCGGGAGUUCGGUGAGAGGUGGCCAUCCUCGCUAGUGAUGACCGGAAGUUCGGGGAGUUCGGUGAAAGGAAGCCAUCCUCGCCAGUGGUGACCGGGAUUUCGGUGAGGGGUAGCCAUCCCCCCUAGCGAUGACCGGGAGUUCGGUGAGGGGUGGGCAUCCUUGCCAGCGGUGACCGGGAGAGGGCGUCAUGUCACGACUGGCAUUGACCCUCACUGUGAUAGCGGUCCCCGACGGCAGAGCUAAGGGCGCCCAGCGCCUCUGCCGCCGGCUGAGACUUCCUGAGGUUACGUGCCGGCCAGUGUUGUGCGCUGUGAGCGUGCAUCAGCUGCUCGCCCGUGCAGAGCCAGCCCCCAGCGGGGGCGAAAGCUCACCGACAGAUGGUGGGGCGGGUGGUGAAGCUCACUGUGGCACGGCCGCGAGUGGCCGCGAUGUAAGAGCCGUGCGCCGUCACUGUCGCUGUGUUGCGUCUGGGGUCUCAAUGUUCGCGGCAGUAGCGUCCAGACACGUCUUGGCUUCCGCUGAAUGGGCAGAGGUAUGGUGCUGGGGGCUGCGGCUGGUGCGUUGUCACACACAGUGUGUCAUCUACUGCAGGUGCGUUGUCACACACAGCGCGUCAUCCGCUGCCCGUGUGUUGUCAGAUACAGUGCGUCAUCUGCUGCUGGUGUAUUGUCACACAGUGUGUCAUCCGCUGCUCGUGUUUUGUCAGAUACAGUGUGUCAUCUACUGCUCGUAUGCCGUCAGAUACAGUCUCAUCUGCUGCUGGUGUAUUGUCACACACAGUGUGUCAUCUGCUGCUGGUGUGUUGCCAGAUAUAGUGCCAUCUGCUACUCGUGUGUUGUCACACACAGUGUGUCAUCUGCUGCUCGUGUGUUGUCAGAUACAGUGUGUGGUCUGUGACUGGUGAGUUUUCAGCCAGUUGCGGCCGGUGUGUUGUCAGGUACAGUGCAUCAUCUGCGACAGCUGUGUUGUCAGUCAUCUGCAGCUUGUGUGUUGUCAGCCACAAUGUCAUCUGAGGUUGGUGUGUGGUCAGACACAGUGUCAUCUGCUGUCGCGCUAUGUUUGAUAGAAGCGACUGUGCUGUCAUUUAUGAGUGUUUUAUCGGACCUUUUCCGUGCCGACAGCUGGAUAGGAUGACCAAUUUACAAAUGGGGUUCAGUUGUUGCGGUGGUCGGCCAUAAUGCAAUCAGUUCCACAAUACGACGCGAAAGAGUAAAGAGGGCCAAAAUACGGCAUUGCAUCAUGCAUCUCAAAUGCUGCACCAGGUGUUUUUGCCAACUGAUUGGAUCAUUUUUCAUCCCUCGAAGCAGGUACAAGCCUGGGCUGCUUUCGACCUGGCAAAUUUUACCACAGCAUGUUUUUUCACAGCGCUUAUUAUUGGGCACACUAGCGUAACGUGUCACCGUGCGUUGAGGGUCACAUGCAGCGCGUGACUGAACUCGCCAGUCGGUGCGUCUAGUCUGUUUUGGAAAACUUAUUGUUGUCAGUGGCAUGCCGACCUGAAUUCGUAUUACCAGCGACUGCACAAUCCGACCUCAACGGGACUCCAACGGAUUUAGGCUGCGAUUGGUCAUGCCCCGACUAGAGGACUGGACACAUAACAGGCCAGCCGAGUUUUGCAGUCAGCACUCUCCGAAAUUGCAUCGCGCGAAUCACGAAGGGCUUAAAAUCGGGAAUCGUUGGAAUGUCAUCAGAUACAUGCUGCGGAAGUGGAUUUCAUGAUGGAAUGCGGGUGUCUCCUAAAUUUGUAUACACUAAAAGCUGAGUGAUAGUAAAAAGGAAAAGCCUUUUCCAUUAUGCAGCCCGUGUGCUGAGACAAUUUCCCAACAGCUUUCAGUUUGCAACCUGGCUCACAACAUUCAUAAUUUGUUGUUUUCCAACCGGAGUGCAUCGAGUAGAUUUUGUCUUCGCUGGACGUAAUGUUAGAGCUUUUCAAUCGCAGGCAUUCGAGUUUCAUACAGUCACGUUACUGACGUGACUAAACCAUGUCACAUGCAUCAGCUCAUCACUCACCACCUUCACCCGCGAUUUCC